AGUGUCAGCCAGUACCAUCUCCAGCAGAGACUGAGUUGCCGAGGGAAGAGGAGAGAGCAGAAGUCCUAGCCUUGCAUCCCUCCAUGGGGCCGGCCAAGCUCCUGAGAGGAUGGCGGCCGGGGCAAUGGAGCCAGCACCGGGGCAGCCUGUGAGCCCAGCACAGGGUGAAGUCCCAGAGCUCGAAUGGCCAACAUCACAAUCCUGAACACCUCAGAAGUCGAGGUCUCGGCGGGGCUGAUCCUGGCGGCUAUCCUGGAGGCGGCAGCACUGCUGGGCAACGGCGCGCUGCUGGUCGUGGUGCUGCGCACCCCAGGACUGCGUGACGCGCUCUAUCUGAUGCACCUGUGCAUCGUGGACCUGGUGGCGGCCUCCUCCAUCAUGCCGCUGGGCCUGCUGGCCGCGCCCCCGCUCGGGCUGGGCCGUGUGCACCUGGGCCCCGCGCCGUGCCGCGCCCUGCUGGCCUUCGCGCUCCCGGCCUUCCUGCUGCUCGGCGCCUACGGCGGCAUCUUCCUCGUGGCGCGCCGCGCGGCCCUGCGGCCCCCUAGGCCCGCGCGCGGCUCCCGGCUGCGCUCCGACUCUCUGGAUAGCCGCCUCUCCAUCUUGCAACCCCUUCGACCUCGCCUGCCUGGGGGCAAAGCAGCCCUGGCCCCGGCCCUGGCCGUGGGCCAGUUCGCAGCCUGCUGGCUGCCAUAUGGCUGUGCGUGCCUGGCGCCCGCCGCGCAGGCCGCAGUGGCUGAGGCGCCCGUCACCUGGGUGGCCUACUCGGCCUUCGCCAUUCACCCCUUCCUGUAUGGCCUACUGCAGCGCCCCGUCCGUCGGGCACUGGGCCGCCUCGCCCGCCGGGCUCUGCCCCAGCCCCCGCGUGCCUGUACUCCUCUGGCCUGGCACCUGCCCUCGUUUCUGCAGCACCUCCAAGGACCUUCAUUGGGCCCUGCCCUAGGCCCUUCUGAGGCACCAGAACAAGCCCCAGAUUUGCCAGGAGGGGAGAACCUGAGCAUGCCAGGGGCCACCUGAAAGGAGAUCUGUCUUCCAUACUGAGCUAGGACUGGAGAAAGAUGGUGGUAUCAGAAGGAGCCCAUCCAACCUCCUGCCCAGUUCCUGGCAGGUGCCCUGCCUGGAUUUGUGGCUCUGGAACAGGGAAAAGGAAGCCUGCAGCCUGGUAAUGCCAAGCGGCUUCUGGGAGCUAGGAAUCCUGGGUUCUGAGCCUGACUCUGCCUAGCUUUGUAUACAGACCUACCCUUCCCUAGGCCUGUUUUCCCAUUUGUAUCCUGGACCAUCUCUGAGAGCUCCUCUGGCUUAGGUGGUUUGACACUCAUGGAUAGUCCCCAGGCCAAAGAUGGAGAGGAAGUGGGCAGGAUCGCAGAGAAGUGGGCUCUAAGGGCUUACAGCCAAAGGGAUGGACCAAGCAGGGCAAGGUCUAGGAAACAGCCACCGCAGGAGGAACCAGUGGAGAGAUACUCAGAAGGACUUCCCUGACAUCUGCACCAAGGAGAGGCUGGACAAAGCUACUGGAACUCCUCUACCAGUUUCUAAAGUGCCCAGAGAGCAACUGGAUCCGUGUGGUGCCAGAGGCAGGAGGCUGGACAAUAUAACCCCAAAGGGCCCUGAAGCCCCAGGACUGGCAUGUGGAAGGGGCCAAAGCCCAAUGGAGACUGGUAGAUUCACAGAUGGGGUCCUCCGGGACCUUGUCCACACCCGUUUUCUAGAGGCUUUGCCAACACCCACAAUGUUUCACAGCUUCCUGGUCUCUGAGAAUAUUUAUUCAAAAACAGGGAUUGAAAAAACUGUA
Molecule: messenger RNA, 1789 nt
Organism: Suricata suricatta (meerkat)
Lineage: Eukaryota; Metazoa; Chordata; Mammalia; Carnivora; Herpestidae
Gene: GPR62
Product: G protein-coupled receptor 62
Exons: 3
Coding region: 184-1014 (276 amino acids)
Biological process (GO): G protein-coupled receptor signaling pathway
Cellular component (GO): plasma membrane; signaling receptor complex; endosome
Molecular function (GO): G protein-coupled receptor activity
Source: RefSeq, a predicted model, not a curated record